CCCGCGGCCCCCCCUCCUGCUCCGGGUGAAAACUGAGAUAGUAGGAAAAGCCAUGGAGGGAGAAAGCUGGAUGUAUUAGCUAGUAUGCUACUUUAGGGCAUUUUUUCAUUCUUUCGUUUUUGCCUGCACAAAACAAAGCGCCUCAGUGUGGUGGUAUCCGUUGUGUAUUUUAUGUGUUGGGAAAACGUCGUAAACUUUUACAUUCAAACAUAUAAGGACAGUCUGACCGCGGACAGUUAGCUAGCUAGCACAACCCGACAAAAGUUAGCCUGCUCCGGCUAACUUAGCCUGUCUCCGCUAGCAAGAGAGGACAAAAAACAGGCUGGUGGAAAAGGAGUUCAGGGUAAAAGUGGCGCUGCGGCGUAAAGUAACUAGUAAUGUUGCCUCCCGGGAUUAACUUCAGAUACGGAUGAGAAAGAAAUUGGCGACUGGGGAACACCGAGGCGAGAACAACUGCGAGGAGCCAGUGGACCACUGAUAUGUUGGGGUUGAUUCACGGCUCUGGCACCCCGCCUGAGUCCCGAGGUUGGCCACACUCUGUGAUGUGGAGGCUCGGGGGCUUCUUCUUCCUCCUGCUGCUGGAAGGAGCAGGCUGCCUCGCCAACCCGAGCAGCUCUUCUGGCGUCAACAACAACAACAACAACCACAACCAGCCUAGUGUCAACAUAUACAUGAGUGUUGACGAGGUGAAGAAGCUUUUGGGCCUAGAUGCAGAGCUGUACUAUGUGCGAGACGAUGUGGUGAAUCAUUAUGCUCUCUCCUUCACCCUGCCUGUGCCCAGUGAGACCAACAGCCUUCACUUCUCAUGGCAUUCCAAGACAAAGGUUGACUACCGGCUUGGCUUCCUUAUGGACAACCCUGUUGCCAUGAACCAACCACGGAGCAACAUCUCCAGUCAGGGGGAGGUGCCCCGUGUCCCCUCUGUCUUUAGAGUGGACCUCUUCUGUUCCGGCAAGGUAGAUGGAGAGGCUGUUUUAACAGUGCAGCUAAAUCUGACCAUCCAUGCCAACAACUACACAGUGCUCAACUUUAAGAGGAGGAAAAUGUGCUAUAAAAGAAUAGAUUCUGAACCAAAGACUCCCAUUCCCCACAACAAUACCACUCUUCCACGGCCUGACUAUGAUCCCCCCACCACCUCCACACAGGUGUUCUACAUAAGUGUCAGCGUUUGCUGCAUUGUCAUCUUCCUCGUGGCCAUCAUCCUGGCCAUCCUGCACCUGCACAGCAUGAAGAGAGUGGAGAUGGAGGACAGUGUGAGUGACAGUGGAAGCUCACAGGGCCUGUCUCAGCCGUCCACCCAGACCACACAGUACCUGAGGGCUGACACUCCAAACAACGCAGCCCCAGUCACCAACAAUCACCCUGGUUCUGCACCCAUUCUCCAGCUUGCUGCCUCCUCCUUCCAAAACCCUGGUGUUCCCCCUCAUGAAACCAAAAGUUACCCAUCUCUCCGCAUUGAGAAGAAUGACCUGAGGAGUGUUACUCUAAUGGAGGCCAAAGCUAAAGUUAAAGACAUUGCCAUCUCAAGGGAGAGAGUCACAUUACGGGAUGUCUUGCAUGAAGGCACGUUUGGCCGCAUCUUCCACGGUGUGCUCCUGGAUGAAAAGGACCCCAGUAAGGAAAAGCAGGUCUUUGUGAAGACAGUGAAAGAUCAUGCGUCUGAGGUGCAGGUGACCAUGAUGUUGACUGAAAGUUGCAAGCUUCGUGGACUUCAUCAUAGAAAUCUGUUACCCAUAAGCCACGUGUGUACGGAGGACGGAGAGAAGCCCAUGGUGCUGUUGCCUUUUAUGGCUUGGGGGAAUCUUAAGCUGUUCCUGCGACAAUGCAAGCUAGCCGAGGCUAACAACCCACAGGCGAUCUCUCAGCAAGACUUGGUUUACAUGGCCAUCCAGAUUGCAUGUGGAAUGAGCUACCUGGCUCGCAGGGAGGUCAUACACAAAGACCUCGCUGCCAGGAACUGCGUCAUUGACGACAACAUGCAGGUGAAGAUUACAGAUAAUGCCCUUGCCCGAGACCUAUUUCCCAUGGACUACCACUGUCUGGGGGAUAAUGAGAACAGGCCGGUCCGCUGGAUGGCCCUGGAAAGCUUGCUCAACAACGACUUCUCUAGUGCGAGUGACGUGUGGGCCUUCGGAGUGACGCUUUGGGAACUGAUGACUCUGGGUCAGACCCCCUACGUCGAUAUCGACCCCUUUGAGAUGUCAGCCUACCUGAAGGAUGGCUACAGAAUAGCACAACCAAUCAACUGUCCAGAUGAACUGUACGUUGAUUUACGGAGCGCACACACACAGAUACAAACACAAAUACUACAUUUACUAUUUAGAUUUGAAAUGGCUAAAACACUCUUCAGUGGUAAAGCUUUGGUGCUUUUCAACGGAAACCAACAUUUCCCGAGCACACCUGAAGGCAGCUUUAUUUCAUGGAAAAGAGAAAAUAAAAGGCGACGAAGAGAGAGAUGAAGCGACCGCUUUGUU
This is a messenger RNA of Perca fluviatilis (European perch), 2474 nucleotides long. RefSeq names its product receptor like tyrosine kinase (gene ryk). Bases 480 to 2459 code for a protein of 659 amino acids. The transcript is spliced from 15 exons. The record is from RefSeq and is a predicted model, not a curated record. Gene Ontology annotation, molecular function: ATP binding; protein kinase activity. Gene Ontology annotation, biological process: protein phosphorylation; multicellular organism development; positive regulation of kinase activity. Gene Ontology annotation, cellular component: signaling receptor complex. Lineage: Eukaryota; Metazoa; Chordata; Actinopteri; Perciformes; Percidae.